Pseudozyma flocculosa PF-1 is the source of this 450-nucleotide messenger RNA. RefSeq lists its product as uncharacterized. Gene Ontology annotation, cellular component: cytosolic small ribosomal subunit; ribosome. Gene Ontology annotation, biological process: ribosomal small subunit assembly; maturation of SSU-rRNA from tricistronic rRNA transcript (SSU-rRNA, 5.8S rRNA, LSU-rRNA); translation. Bases 1 to 450 code for a protein of 149 amino acids. The record is from RefSeq and is a predicted model, not a curated record. Lineage: Eukaryota; Fungi; Basidiomycota; Ustilaginomycetes; Ustilaginales; Ustilaginaceae. Gene Ontology annotation, molecular function: small ribosomal subunit rRNA binding; structural constituent of ribosome; mRNA 5'-UTR binding. The transcript has 3 exons.
AUGGCUCCCAAGGUCCGCGCUGCUCCCACUCAGGAGGUUUCCCUCGGCCCCAACGUCGGUGAGGGCGAGCUCGUCUUCGGCGUUGCUCACAUCUUCGCCUCGUUCAACGACACCUUCGUUCACGUCACUGAUCUCUCGGGCAGGGAAACCAUCGUCCGCGUUACUGGCGGCAUGAAGGUCAAGGCCGACCGUGACGAGUCGUCGCCCUACGCCGCGAUGCUUGCCGCCCAGGACUGCGCCGUCCGCUGCAAGGAGGUCGGUGUCACUGCGCUCCACAUCAAGCUGCGCGCCACUGGUGGUACCCGCACCAAGACCCCCGGCCCCGGUGCCCAGGCCGCGCUCCGCGCCCUCGCCCGUGCCGGCAUGAGGAUCGGAAGGAUCGAGGACGUCACCCCCGUCCCCACCGACAGCACCCGCAAGAAGGGCGGUCGCCGUGGUCGCCGUCUCUGA